AUGGCGCCGACCUCCUCCUCGCUCCCAUGGCGUCGCCGCCCGUCAAGCUCCACCGCCGGCGCCCCGAGCCCUCCGCUCCGUCGCCCCGAGCCUGGACUCGUCAAGCCCCACCGCCGCCUUGCUGCUCUGCUCGGCCCCGACCUCGCCGGCUUCGCGCGCCUGCUCGCGUCCAGCCCCGUGGCCCGAGAGCUGGCCGUCGCGCCGUUCCCCGACCUCCACCAUCCCGCUUCGCGCUCCGCCAUCACCGCGUCCUCCCUCUGCCUCCUCGCGAGCUUCCUCCCGCGCCCCCACUGGAGGCCUACUCCGGCGCCCCUGCCUCGCGAACUUCCUCACCGCCGUCAUCACGCCUCUCCGCCUCCGCGCCGUCUGGAGCCCCCGCUACCACCUCGCCAACCCGCGCCGCUCCUGCCUCGGCCUCCUUCUGCCUCAACGGAGCAGGCCCCCGCGCCCCACGACUUCGUCUACGCCGUCUCCUGCUCCUCGCCCUCUCACCGACGCUCCAAGGCCGGCCUCCUGCAGCCUGUUGUUGCCGGAGCUCCCCACCACCACCACCAUGCGUCGCGCGCCAGCUCCCUCUCGCCGACGCCGCGCGCUCGGACCCCACCGCGCCAGUAG
Aegilops tauschii subsp. strangulata is the source of this 615-nucleotide messenger RNA. NCBI's taxonomy places the organism in Eukaryota, Viridiplantae, Streptophyta, Magnoliopsida, Poales, Poaceae. The record is from RefSeq and is a predicted model, not a curated record.